This is a messenger RNA of Populus nigra (black poplar), 1181 nucleotides long. RefSeq lists its product as uncharacterized. Gene Ontology annotation, cellular component: SCF ubiquitin ligase complex. The record is from RefSeq and is a predicted model, not a curated record. Gene Ontology annotation, molecular function: protein binding. Bases 95 to 829 code for a protein of 244 amino acids. The transcript has 4 exons. Gene Ontology annotation, biological process: SCF-dependent proteasomal ubiquitin-dependent protein catabolic process; protein polyubiquitination. Lineage: Eukaryota; Viridiplantae; Streptophyta; Magnoliopsida; Malpighiales; Salicaceae.
UAAUUUUACGUCUCUUCAGUCUUCACCAUUAAAACGGGACCAAUUCUUCUCCAAAAAAACAAUUCAAUUCUGCUUCUAUCAAGGAAUAAUCAAAAUGAAACAAUCAGAGAGAAAUAUACAACGCACUCUCCCUCUUGAUAUUGCCCUCAAAAUCGCAUCAUCUCUUCAGGUAUUGGAUCUGGGUUCAUUGGGUAGUUGCUCUCAGUUUUGGAGGGACGUAUGUGGGUCCGAUUCUAUAUGGGAGUCACUUACCAAACAGAGAUGGCCUUCGCUUCAUUCUUCUUCUUUCGACCCCAACACCAAGGGGUGGAAAGAGAUUUAUAUAAAGAUGCACAGAGAGAAGGCGGGUAGUGCUGCCGAAGUAGUUGGGUUUGUGAAGCAAUGUUCUCUUUCUGAAUCAAUUGACGUUGGGGACUAUCAAAAAGCAAUUGAAGAUUUGAGUUCCAUGCAGCUUUCUUUUGAAGAUGUGCAGAUGUUCCUUUUCAAACCAAAGCUUAAUGUGCUCCUUAACUUAGUUGGCUUGCACUACUGCAUUUUCUGCCUUGAAAUGCCGGCUGACCGUGUUAUGGACACGCUGGUGGGCUGCAACAUCUUAGAGCGUAAAGUGCAUGUUAAAUGGUGGAAGCUUGGCAGGUGGUUUUAUGGCUUCCGCAUGAGGGAUGAGUCUUGUUCUUGUUGGGUUUCUCUGGAAGAUCUUCUAACAGGCAAAGGGGAAGAGGUCUUGGGGGUCCUUCGCCGAGGUGCUGUUCACGAGGUGUUUCGUGUUGAGAUCUCCAUUUCAAAUCCAACAUCAACUUCCUGGUGUCAAAGCACACAGGGACAAGGUUAAGAAUGUAGAGUGGUGGGCUUAUUGCGUGAUAUGUUCGCUCUCUUAUUGUAGUAUUCAGUGUACAGAAAUAGAAUGUGCUCUUUGUGCUUCCCCAUGCGAGAUUUCUAUUGCUGGUUCCACAUUGAACUCCCUGGUCCUGCCGAAGCAUGCAAGGAAUGGACUAUGGGAUGUGGCAAGUGAUCAGUUUAUAUUCACAAGGAUUUUAUGCCAGUAUGUUGUAUAGUUGAUGUUUAUGUAAAUCCUCAUUUCCGUCUUCUGUGAGAAGACAGGGGACUGAAGGUGAAUUGUACAAGUGACAAACAUGUAAACUUUAAGCCCUAAACAGGAAAUAAGUGGUAAGUGUGUUUGUAUA